Messenger RNA from Schistosoma curassoni, 1194 nucleotides. The record is from the annotation of a GenBank genome assembly. NCBI's taxonomy places the organism in Eukaryota, Metazoa, Platyhelminthes, Trematoda, Strigeidida, Schistosomatidae.
AUGUCAUCGAAACGCAGUAAAUAUGAACGCAGAAUUCGAUCGGCUAAACUAAAAGCCAGAUCAGAACUUGGCGACUCUCCACAUAGUUGGUAUUCUUGUAAAUAUGCGGAUAACUUCAACUUGUCUCUAAGUACUGUCCAUGAUUGUUGUCCACGUAUUGAUGCUUGCAAAGUUGCUUAUGAAGAAUUUGUAGCUGAAUAUGAACACCCUUACCAACCUGUCGUAAUUCAUAACGCUCAAACAGAUUGGAAGGCUGGUGAAAAUUGGACACUAAAGCUUUUGGAUAAAAAGUAUCACAAUGAGAGGUUCAAAUGUGGUGAAGAUGAUAAAGGUUGUCCUGUUAAAUUAAAAAUGAAGUAUUUUAUUCGAUAUAUGAAGGAAAACGAAGAUGAUAGUCCGUUGUAUAUAUUUGAUGCGAACUAUGGAGAACAUUCAAGGCGUAAAAAGUUAUUGAAUGAUUAUAUGAUAUGUCGGUAUUUCAAAGAAGAUUUAUUUUCUCUGGGUGGAGAGAAAACGCGACCUCCUUAUAGAUGGUUUGUAAUGGGUCCUCCACGUUCUGGUACGGGUAUACAUAUUGAUCCUCUUGGAACAAGUGCUUGGAAUGCACUAGUAAGAGGAUACAAAAGGUGGUGUUUGUUUCCACCGCGAACUCCAAAAGAACUGGUUAAACCGAAACCGUCUGAUGGUGGCAAGAAUCGAAACGAAGCCAUCUCUUGGUUCGUGUAUGUAUAUCCACGCACACAAGCAUCUGACUGGCCAACAGAGUAUGCCCCUCUUGAAAUACUUCAAUGUCCUGGGGAGACGGUCUUCGUUCCUGGUGGUUGGUGGCAUGUUGUUCUUAACCUAACUAACACCAUCGCUGUUACGCAAAACUUUUGCAGUUCUACUAACUUUCCUAUUGUAUGGCACAAAACUGCACGGAAAAGACCAAAAUUUGCUAAAAGGUGGUUAGCUGCUCUCAGAAUUAAUCGACCUGAUUUAGCGAAGAUCGCAGACAACAUAAAUCUCUCCGAGCACUUUCCAGAUGUCCCUUCAUCUUCAUCAUCAUCUUGUUCAUCCUCAUCUUCACGUUCCUCUUCAUAUUGCUCAACUUGCACUUCUACAAAUCAGUCUCCCGAAAAGAUGCGUCAAUCUAAUACCAGGUCCGGGCUACAUUCAGUUUCACGGUCACCAACUCCAAAGCGUAGACGAUGA